GUGGACAGUUGUCUGACAUGUUUAAACACGUCAUUAUUGUGAGUUUUCCAGAUUUCAGUUUAUUUUGUGCAUAUUUGAUUCAAAUAGAUACUUAAUUGUUAGAAAAAUGAAUUUAGAAGGAUUAAAUAAUUUAUAUACUAAUUUAUAAUUUCAUUUCUCAACAUGACUUCACCAGAAUCUAACUCAGAUAUAAAAACCUCAUGUGCAGAAGUAGAAAGGAAGCAACUGAACAAAUAUAUUCAUGAUAUCAUGUCCAAUGCAAUACAAAAUUUAAAUUCAAAUGAAUCAGAAAGAGAACUAAAUGUUAUAGAAUCUCAUGUGGAAUGCAUUAAAGAUGUGCCUUCAUCAGCGUCGAAUACAGAUAUGAAAAGGUCAUGUGCAGAAAUAAAAAAGGAUCAACUACAGAAAUAUGUUCAUACAAUACAACAUUUAAAAAUAAAUGAAUCAGAAAGAAACCUAAAUUAUAUAGAGUCUCAAGUGGAAUAUGUACCGUCACCAAAGUCUAACAUAGACAUAAGAACCUCAUGUGCAGAAAUAGAAAAUAAGCAACUGAAAUAUGUUCAUUCGAUCGUGUCCAAUACAAAACAACAUUUAGAACUAAAUUCUAUAGAAUCUCAGAUAGAAUCCGUUGAAGAUAUGCAUACAAAAAAAUUGAUACCAUUAGAAAAUACAGUCAAUACUUUUGCUGUAAAAAUAAAUAAACAAGAUAAAGCAACUGGGCCAGGAGUUAUCUUUAGUAAAGACGGUAAAAGAGUAUUUAAUUUCGAUGAAAAGUGUCCUCCAGUCCCAUAUUGUGAUGUAUUAAAUUUAAAAUUUAUGUCGAUCCCACGAACCAAAAUAUUCGUCUAUCCAACACGUUAUAUUCUUAACGAUUAUAACGAAAGUGGGGAGUUUUUUCCACAGGUAUUAGGCGGUGGUGAAGUAACGAGGAAAGUUUCGCUUAAAGAUAUUCUUCUUAUUCUUGCAAUACAAUUAAUUUUAACAUUUUCAGUAAUUUUCAUUUGUGUUUAUGUUCAGUUUUUGACAAAUUUUAUGCGCUACGAUAGCACAUUAAUGUAUUGCAUUUUUGGUGUUGGUUUGACUUUAUAUUUCGCUCUUAUUUGUUACCCAAAUAUUAGAAAUCGCAGACCCGAUAAUUAUUUUUACUUGUUUCUUUAUUCAUUGUGUACCGGUUACCUUUUGGGGUAUAUACAUGUCGGAUACGAAACUAAUAAACUGUUGUUAAUAAGUCUUUGUGAAACAUUAAUAAUACUGCUUCUCGUUAUUUUUAUAUCGUGGAUUAAUAUUAUCGAUUUUACUGCAUGUUUCUUUUUAAUUGAAACCCUCGUAACUUGUGCUAUGGUGUUUUACAUAAUCGCAUCUAUCCACAUGUGGCUAACUGGUAGAACUGUUUUAAUGUUUAUAUUUUUCUGCAUAUUGGUACCUGUUAUAUGUUUAUUAAUACUUCAACAAUUUCAAUUAUUGUUAGGAAAAGGAAAAUACGAAAUACAAACGGAUGAAGAUGUGUUGAUUUCUCUUCAUAUUUAUCUACAAAUUGUUAUUUUAUUUAUAGUUUUACCGAAAUUUAUUAUUGUCACCCCAUAUUAAAAUUUACCAACUAAUCUAAAAUUCGAUCGUAUCGUGCCGUG
Molecule: messenger RNA, 1628 nt
Organism: Psylliodes chrysocephalus
Lineage: Eukaryota; Metazoa; Arthropoda; Insecta; Coleoptera; Chrysomelidae
Source: the annotation of a GenBank genome assembly